AUGAAAGAUUACUUAACUGCUGGAGCUACUAAGCAGUUUGAUGAAUCUGAUGUCCUCGCGCGGCUGGAAUGGGUGAACUCUAUGAACUUGGAAUUCGAUUCUGCACAGACUUCGCUGGAAAAACUGGACUUUUCGGAGAUUAGUAAGGAUACGCGGUUUGAAUUUUCCGCAAUCUUAAUGGAUUUAAAGGCGAAACUAAAUCGGGCCUUAGCAGCUCUGCGCAAACUGCAUUUGCCGGGUUCCACAGCUGCCAAUUCUGCAUCCUUUGAUAUUAUAAACAAUGCGAAUCUUUCAUUCAGAUUUAGGAACCCUCGAUUGCCAAAUCUAGAGAUUGCUCUUUUUCAAGGAUCGUACUCAGAAUGGCCGGACUUUAUUGCAACUUUUACCACGGCACACGUUCAGUCAAUAUUUGGUUUAAAAGGUGUCGAGAAGGGAUCAGCUAAGGGUCUUCGGGAGCUCAGCGAUUGGAUGAAUUCGCAUCUUCGAGCAAUCCGUACCCUGGCCACUACACAACAAAUUCUGGAUGGAUUUCUCAUUCAUAUCGUGACACACAAGCUGGAUCAAAGGACCCGUGAAAAAUGGGAAGAUGAUUUGUCAAUAUCUGAGCUAUCUACCUGGGAUGCUAUGGAGUCGUUUUUGGAGAAGAGGUGCCGGCUGAUGGAAAACUUGGACCUAGCUGUGGCUUCCGUCGAGAUGCACGGAUUCUGUGAUGCUAGCACAGCAGCUUACGGCGUGUGCUUAUAUUUGCGGUCGGAGGCCAAUGGCAACGCUGAAGCACAUCUACUCUGCGCCAAGUCUAGAGUGGCUCCCUUAAAAGUUUUAACAAUACCAAGAUUAGAACUUUCAGCAUCGUGUUUAUUGGCUGAGCUUUUCGUAAACGUUAAGGAAACCAUAGGUUUUGAUUGCAGCUCUCACUGCUGGUCGGACUCGUCUAUUGUGUUGGCUUGGAUUCGGCAGGCUCCAAGGGAGUUCAACGUAUUUGUGUCUAAUAGAAUCGAGAAUAUCCAGGAAAUGACGAAAGGAAUGGCUUGGCAUCAUGUUCCAACAGACUUGAAUCCGACGGAUGUGGUAUCGCGCGGAUGUACCCCCAAAGAAUUGCUGGAGUACUCCCUUUGGGCAAAUAGACCUCCAUUUCUACUGAAAGGAGCGUCGAACUGGCCCUCCCUAUUAGAUGCAGUAAAGAACCUUCCGGAACGGCGUUCCAUGGCGCUAAUUGGAACCGUUGGCACUGACAUAUCUAUCAACUGCAAGUUUCUCAACUCAUUCGACAAGUUGCAGCGUGUUUUCGCGUACAUUUAUCGAUUUAUUUCAAGUUGCAGAGCCAAAUCAUUACCUUCAACCAUCUAUUUUACCGUUGACGAGAUCAGCUUCGGAACCGUUCUGCUUCUAAAGAGCAUUCAACAGGUUCACAUAGCGGUGGAGUAUGAGGUUCUUAACCAAGUCAAGCCUUGUCCUCCGAAGAGCAAGUUGAUUUCUCUGAAGCCAAUACUUAGCUCUGAGGGUUUACUUCGUGUUUUUGGAAGGCUUCAAAAUGCGAGCUUGGACUACGAGGCUAAGCAUCCGAUAUUGUUACCCAAGGAUCAUCCGGUCACCAGAGCGAUUAUCGUCUAUUAUCAUGAGAAAUACUUCCACGCAGGGCCACAGGCGUUGCUCGCUGCUUUACGGCAAAGGUAUUGGCCACUUGGAGGCCGAAAGUUCGUGGCUAGCGUCAUCAACAAAUGCGUCAGAUGCUUUCGGAUGAACCCUGUGGCUUGGGAACACAUGAUGGGUAGCCUGCCAGUAGAUCGAGUUCAGCCUAACCCAGCUUUUCACACCACAGGAGUGGACUAUUGUGGACCGUUCUAUCACAAGUCAGAGGCCCGUAACAAAGCACCCCACAAGUGCUACAUCGCCGUCUUUGUCUGCUUUUCGACGAAGGCUGCGCACUUGGAAGUCGUCCAGGAUCUCACAACGGAUUCUUUCAUUGCAGCUUUGAGAAGAUUCAUUAACCUUAGAGGCAGUUCUCGUACUAUUAGGAGUGAUAAUGCGACAAACUUUGUUGGCGCUAAACGAGAGCUAGCAGAACUGAAGGAGUUAUUUUUGAGCGAACCGCACACGGCUUCGAUAACUUCUUCCUGCUUAGCGAAUGGGAUUGAUUGGAAGUUCAUACCCCCGCGUGCCCCACAUUUCGGUGGUCUAUGGGAGACGGCUGUAAAAUCUGCAAAAUUUCACUUCUACCGAGUUAAAACGCUGAAAAUUUUGAGGUGCUAA
Molecule: messenger RNA, 2250 nt
Organism: Drosophila gunungcola (fruit fly)
Lineage: Eukaryota; Metazoa; Arthropoda; Insecta; Diptera; Drosophilidae
Exons: 4
Coding region: 1-2250 (749 amino acids)
Molecular function (GO): nucleic acid binding
Source: RefSeq, a predicted model, not a curated record